This is a messenger RNA of Symbiodinium sp. CCMP2592, 4098 nucleotides long. The record is from the annotation of a GenBank genome assembly. NCBI's taxonomy places the organism in Eukaryota, Dinophyceae, Suessiales, Symbiodiniaceae.
AUGCAAGUUGAGCAAGGUGAGGAGGUCGGAUCGCCAACUGAACUUGCAGAGGAGUCCUCGGACGUGGACCUGGAGCCCAAGCUGGAGAAACGCAAGAGGGAGGCUGAGAUGAAGAAGAAACGACGUGCUGCUCGUGACCGUGAUCGUGGAAAAUCUGGAGGAAGUGACCAACCCCUCACAGCCCGCGAACUUCGUGCCUUACUGCUCGACCAUCGCAAAGACAUGACAACUGCUUGGCAGACCUUUGAAGACAGGCUUGGGCGCCUCGAAAAACUUGACAAAGAUCGCCGGGGUGAAGUUGCUUCAGUUGCAGGCAGGACCAAAGUCGUUGAAAAGGAUGUCAUGGCAGUCCGCAAAAUUGCGGAGCUGAACAAAAGCUCCGUUGAAGCUUGCGACAAACGUGUUGACAAGCUUGCAGAGGAAGUCCAGAACCUGAAGGUGCAGCUUGAGGAGAACAAGACAGAGCCCACGGGGGCAGCCAAGGACCCUUGGGCGGACUAUAUUCGCCAACAACAGCAAGGUCGUGCACCAUGGCCAGCUCCAUCGAUGAGGCAUGGGUCUGCACCGGGGAUGACACCAGGCAAGGCACCCGACAAUGAUGCCCACAAGCAGGUAUCCAUGGAGGGUGACUUUCUUUCAGAAGAAGACCGACGCACUCUCAUCAUCGGAGGCUGGUGCCAGGACACUCGUCGCCAGGUGAUCGAGGAAGAGUCCCGAGCUCUCUUCGACCAUCCCGAGAUCGCGCCUCUCCUGGACGUUGAUAAGAUUUCCGUUUAUGGUCCAAGACGCAGCGUGGGCACUGUUAAAUUUGCACUUCGAGAAGGUGAACGAUCGCUUGAGGAGGUGAAGGGACGCAUGUGGCAGGUGAUCAAGAUUGCAGCGAAGCUCAAACUUGCCAUUGCCAGUGCACGCACUAACGGUGAAGAUCGUACGAUGUGGGUGUCCUUCGUGAAGACUCGUACAGCGAGGACCCGCUCUUCCCAUAUCAGCAUGGUGCGACGCGUGACGAUUGACCUUGUGGGUGAGAGUAAAGAUGAUGGAGGCGGUGUCCUGAAUGAAAUGCACCUCCAACAGGGCGCGUACGACAUGGAUUGGAACGCCGGCACAAUUUGGUGUGGGAUUCAUAAGUUGGCCUCCUCCACCCACCGCAAGCCGAAAGACGCGGAGACAAUCUUGAUGACGGGAGGUUGGGUGAAUUUGGACGCCAUCGGGCUCAUCGCUGGGUGCACGGCUGAGGCGGCGAAGCAGGUUUCGCCCCUGACGAAGGGGAGAAUUCAUCUCAGGAUCUUGGCCAUACCAACCGCGGACAGUCAAAGACUUCACGUGGGACUCGACAAGAGGCGCGUGCAAGACAUCGGUGGGGAAGAUUCUCUUCCUGGAACCUCGGUGGACAAGAUGUCCAUAAAGUCGAUAUUGCUGGGCGAGAUCUUGAUAUUGUUUGUGUGCAAGAAGUUUCACGGGUGGCGAGCCGUAGGGGUGGGAAUUGCAAUUGACAAGCUUGACUCCAUCGUGGAUAAAUGUGCGACCAAUCGUGGAAUAUGGGUCCUGGCAAGACUGCGAGGACUAGGUCGUGUGGUCAUCGGGAGCAUGCAUUGCCAUACAGGUGCGACGAAUGCCAUAUACCAGGCGGCCGUGUUACAGUUCAUACAUGACUGCCCCAAAAAGUGGAGACAGUACCCGGCAUGGUGUGGCAUUGAUGCGAACGAGCAGGUGUCUUGGAGCCGAGAUACUGAUGGUCGGGACACUGUGGUCAAUGCAAGCUCGAAUCUGAACGUCUUGGUCAACUCACUCCUGGACAAUGACAUCCAACCUAUUGCCCCACGUCCAGAACAGUGGAACCAGCCUACCCAUUUUCCUCGUGAUCGUCGGCGCCGUGGACGACAGAUCGAUGCAGUUUGGGCACGACGUCUUCCUACCACUAACACAUCAAUCGAUCCUGACCGACGUCAUAUCAUUGGCACUGAUCAUGCCCUACUUUUCUGCGACGUGACCGGUGGCAAAACUUCCCCUUGUCGUUGGGGGAAUGAUUCCAGGGCACGCUACAUGACACAAGAGUUGCCCGCGGAAAUCAUUGUUGAUGCCGAGGACCUGGCAACUCUCGCUAAGAAGUGUACGAAACCAAGAACCAGCACAGCCUAUCGUGAUCCAGAUGAAGUGACUCAGGCCAUUGCCCAUGCACGUGCUACUCAUGACCCGAAGGCCUGGAAGAACGUGCACCGCAUCCGUAGACAAGCAAGGAGGACCUGGCACUCAUGGAGGCUUUCUUCUAUCCUCAACGGCAACUGGCAUGAAUAUCGUAUGCUCCAAAGAGAAAAGAAACGUCGCAGAGGAUGGUGGGGGGAACUUCUUCGCGGACGCUCAUCCAAGGACCUCACUGUGAAAGUUCAGACGCAUCUUCAGCACAAAUUGGUCAACGAAUUUGCCGAGGAUUGGGAUGACAUCUUGCAGCAACAAAUCGAGGUGAUCCAGGUUCGGGAUGACUUUGUCGGCUUCACUUUGCUUGAGUUGCGGGAAGUUUUGCAUGACAUGAAAGUCCAUAGCGCUGUCGGUCCCGACGGUAUCAGUGUUCAGUUCCUACGUGCAGCUGCAAGCGAUGACUUUAUCGCUCCGCAGUUGCUCGCUCUUGUGAACCACAUUGUGGAGACCUGUGAGCUACCGGACGGAGAUUUGGACGGACAACUUCCUGGCACUCCUCGCCAAAGUGACCUGCGCCCAAUCUGUGUUAGCUCUGCGUUCCAUAAGAUGAUCAACAAACUCAUCUGCGGACGAGUCAUGCCUCACAUGAGGGCUGGCUCCCUGAUUUCUGGCUGUGGCAAAGGCAGACAGGCAGCAGAUGUCAUUGGCACUGUAAGCCGCGUUAGAGAUGUCACGCAAGAAUGGCAUCUCCCCACUUUACUGUGCAAGCUCGACAUCUCUGGUGCGUUUGACAAAAUAGACCGUGUCAAAAUCAUGGACAUGAGCUACGCUAUCUCCUUUGCCAGUUGCCAGUUGCGUACCUAUCGACUCAAAGGUCAAGUUCCAGGGGGUGACGUCAUCAAUGUUGAUGCUAAUGUUGGCAUCAAACAAGGUGCACCCGAGAGUGCCGAAGUUUUCGGACUUGUCAUGGAUGAUAUCCUUAGUAAGUUGACAGCACAACGCGCUUGGGGUGAACUUGGUCGAGCCUUCGAGGACUCCGAUAUUGAGCUCGUGUUCUAUCAAGAUGAUAUCUUCAUUGUCGAGACCAUCCUGGCACGCCUCGCUCGCAAGAUCAAGAUCCUCGAGCGCUGUCUUGAACGCGAUGGACUACAUCUAGCGACUGAGAAAACGAAGAUUAUUUCAUCUGCGUACUACAGUGGUCCAAGAAGGGUGCAGAUCGGGGAGUCCAGCUUUGAGAUUGCAGCCCCUGAGGAUUCCGUGAAAGUCUUGGGACUCUCCUUCUCGCUUCGGGCUAAACCAUCGCAGCAAGCGCGGGAAUUGCUGGGUCGCACUCGAGACGCGGCCAUGGUCCACAAAGAACUUCUUCGCGGCCAUGCUAGUUGGUCAAAGAAAGCAGACAUGAUGCGCACACUUGUAGAGAGUCAGUUUUCAUGGACUGCUGGUGCUGUGCAUUGGACCCCUGAAGAUCUUCGACAGGCAAACAUGCUGCAAGUUCACAUCAUGCGCUCAGCGUUUCGCAUAGGUCGUCAACGAGACGAACGCUGGCAUGAAUGGAAUGCCCGCAGUAUGCGACACUGUAGAGCAUGGUUAGCCAGCAUGAAUCGUGAGCGGUGGUCCAGCGUGAUUCUCCGCCUACAACACACGCUCGCUGGCCACUGGGCCCGGCGCGAAGAAGACAUUGUCGGGUUGCCUCACCCAGUGCCUUCCCUUCCAAUGCGCGCCUGCCUUUGGAGAAACACAGCAUGGUGGCGUCAACAACAGACGUUGGGACCACGGACUGGCAAAAGACAUCCAAGAUGGGUGUUUAUUGCCAAUGUGGAACGCCAGUUAGCAGAUGCGCAUGGUGUGAGAUGGUUUGAGCUUGCCAAAGAUCGUCACUGCUGGUCGCAAAACCGUACAGACUUCCUUCGAAUGUGGGAUGUUAAGUGGUGUCAAGGACGACAAUUGGCCCUGACACUUUAG